GUUAAUGAAGAGCGUAUUUGUAAGGUGGGUGAACUAGAGUGCCACAUUAUUUUCUGUUGAAUUACAACACGAACUGGUUAAAUCAAUUUCGUAUAUUAAGGCAUAUGAUAUUAAUAGAAUGGCAACAAACUUGCCUGAGCCAUCAUCAACAUGUAGUCCACCUCCACAUUCAGCAGCUUCUGUGGUUUGGCCACCUCAUACUCAGACUGAUGGUGAUGUUGAUUAUGAGAGCGAAGGUGAUGUGGUUGAAAAAUAUCAUGAAGAACAGAAACAUUAUGUUGAUGGUGGUUCUUCCUCCAAAAAUAUUAUUCAUUUUGAACAACAAAAUAAUGUUGAUUCAGAUGAACAUUAUUCAUCAGUUCAGAUAUCAACACCACCGACUUAUACGGAUGUAAAUAAAGGAGCAAGUCCAAGCUCCACAAGAAUUUCUGUUACCAAUGAGCAAAAACAUUUUACAAGUCAAAACCACAUGAUCCAGGAUGCUGUGAUGAUUCCUCAGAUACAACCUUUCAGUUCCCAUAGUCACUCUCCCAUUAUUAGUCAAGCAUCAACAUCAACUUUAUCUGCUGCUUGUGAAGUUGAUGACCUCAUGACUUUUCAGAAUGGCAUGCCACAACAUCAUUCAUCAUCAGAAACUUCAAUUGAUCGGGUACCUAUCACAGUUGAACAGUUGGUGCUGCAGCAUGGGAAUUCAGAUGGCCAUUCAGCAGCAAGCUUAAGCUUGCCGUUGGUUAUAGAUCGCACAAACCUAGCUGCAAUUAUGGCCACACCACAACCAGAUGGUUCAAUUCCUCUGGAAGUGUCAAACUUUCAACGACUGAGUUUUUCAACUAAUCAUCUGAUUCAACAGAGUACUUUGUUAAAUAAUACUCAACAGCAACUUGCUAUAUCUGAGGGAGCCAACAGUCUUUCACCAAAUCUUAUGUCACCAGUACUUUGUCAGAGGGAUGUGUUGGUAAGCAUGAUUCCAUUGGCCACCACAUUACCAUCAACCAGUCAUAGUAUGGUGUCAGCUUUUCCAGUCGGUCAUAAACAUGUGCUUGCUCAUAAGUAUGCCGCAAAACUUGAAAAAUCAGCAUCAUCAUCUUCAUCUUUUUCUUCAGAGUUACCAGAACAUAAUCAGUAUAUUGUUGAAAACUUAGAUAACAGAGCCUCCUCUCAUUAUGCAGUGACCUCUGGCAUUAAUGUUCUGAUCGACUCCCAGGCAGUUACUAAGUAUCCCACACAUCAGUCUGUUUCAACAUCCAGCUCCCAGAACUUUACAGUUGAAGGCUACACUAUGGAAAGAGGUUUAGCCUUAGUAAGCAGUUCCCAGGAAAGUCAUGAGGAACUAAUGGAGAAUGUUCAGCAUUAUGCAACUACAUUUAAUUCAGAGCCAGAUGGUAACACACCAGUUCAUAGUUUUGUUUCUUCUACAGUGGAUCUUGUUUCAACAGAAAAUCUCAAUAGUAUACCUGUGGAUUCCACUGUUGACUCCAAACUUAACUCAUCUGAAGAUCUUAAGAUUUUUGCCACAGUUUCUGAAGGAAGUAGUAAUACAGUAUGCAUUGAAGAAAUUCCAACAAUGAGCAAUGAAAACCAUCCAGAUUCUACCCAUAACUCCAUGGAAAUGACUGUAUCAACUGCCAGUUUAACCAUGCUUUGUGGUCCUUCUACGUCAUCUAAAGCAGACAUGUAUUGUGAUACUGUACGAUCCCGCAGAGAUGUAAAUAGGCCAUCUUACUGGUGUGAAGAGUGUGAUCAGUUCAAAGAGAAAGAAUGUGCACGUCAUGUAGUCCAGUUGAUAGUGGACAAACCUGUCCUGAGCCGUGCAUGGGCAAGUUUGCCAGCAACUUACCUCUACCUGCAUAGAAUAGCUGAUGCCAAUAAUGAGUCAGAAUAUGGCGUUUUUGCUAAGAAGACAAUACCAAAGAGAACACAGUUUGGACCAAUUGAGGGUGUUCUAGUGGAAACAGAAAAAAGACCCAACAAUAGAUUUUUACUCAUUGUUGAACAUGAUGAAGACCACACAGUGUAUCUGGACACCUCUGAAGAAUCACGAAGCAACUGGAUGCGUUUCGUAAGGCCAGCAGAAAGUUACUGGCAACAGAACCUAGUUUUAGUCCAACAAGGUCAGUCCCUUUAUUUCAACACUACUCGAGCCAUAAAUCCUAGAACAGAACUGCGGGUGUGGUACUCAUCAUCAUAUGCAGAGAGUUGGAGUCUUUCCCUGCUAGAAAUGCCAGAAGAAGAGACAAGAGUAGUGGAAGAUGAAGAAAAUGCUUGGCCUUGCUUCGAAUGCAACAAACAAUUUUCAACUUCAUUGGAGUUACAGAAACAUCUUAAUCAACAUGAUGAUGAGGAACCACCCAAGCCAGCUGUAACUCGUGGUCGUGGUAGAGGACGAGGAAGAGGACGCCCUCCAAAAGGAGGGUAUUAUCAUAAUCAGAGGUCUAAAACAGUUUAUGAGACAACAGAUCAAGAAGCAGUUGAAGAGCCAGUUGUUAGAAGAGGUACUAGAGGCAGACCACGAAAGAAGAUGGCAUCAGAAGAACUUAUUACACAAGUCUUGCCCAAAACCCAUAAAAGACCCAGAGGUAGACCGCCAAAAAAUCCUGAGCUUACUGCAAAAAUUGAAGAAUUUGAAUGUGAAAUCUGUCAUAAAGUAUUUCCUAGAAACUACAGCCUACAAAGACAUAUGAUCAUGCAUACAGGUGAAAAGCGCUUCAAGUGUCCAAUUUGUGACAUGAAAUUUAGCCAUGUAUACAAUAGGAACAGGCAUGUCCGGAGACACCGGCAGCGAGGAGAAACAGAAGGUAUUCCUCGUUCACUCAGAACUUUACCAAAAAGAAGGGAGAAUAGAAUGUGGGCCUGUCCUAGUUGUCCUCUAGUUUUUGACAACUCUAAAAUUCUAAACCUCCAUUCUGAGAUUCAUGACUCAACAGAAGCUCAGCAGGAAGAAAAUGAUAGUAAUAAGAUUAACAAUAAAACAACCUCCAGAUCAAAGGAACAUCUACAAGCUGAGAAUGAAAUUAACAACUUAGUAGAAAAUGUUACCAAAUGUCCAAAGUGUAAAAAGCCAUUCACUGACAAGAAAGCUUUAAGUGAACAUGUUGCUAUUCAUGGAAAAACUUACUCCAAAGUUAUAUCAGUGAAAGGCCUUAUCAAUCCUCAAAAGCCCUACAAGUGUAACCUUUGUUACAAGUCUUUUGCAACUGAUGAGAGACUAAUGCGCCACUAUUUGGUUCAUGGAAGUGAUGAAUCAAAACCUCUCCAGUGUGAUGUUUGCUUAAAGAGGUUCUUGAAUAAUUCUGCUUUGGCUUGCCACAUUAAGGUCCAUAAUGAAGACAGAAAAACCUAUGAGUGCCCAAUGUGCAAACAAAACUUUGACCAAAUGAUUGGAUUAAAAGAACAUGUACACAGUCACAGCGAAAAUGGUGUCUUUACCUGUCCUCAUUGUCAAAAGAGAUGUGAAGAAUAUAAUCAGAUCAGAAAGCAUAUUCGAGCUUUUCAUUCAGAUAAACGAUACCCUUGUGAUAAAUGUGAUAAGGUUUUUCCUCGACCUGACAAGUUAAAAUUACAUAUGCUGAGGCACUCAAACCAUCGAGAGUUUCUUUGUGCAGAUUGUGGAAAGCAAUUCAAAAGAAAAGACAAGCUCAAAGAACACAUGAAGAGGAUGCAUGGCCCUGAUAGAGAUGCUCGUGCUAACAAUAGAGCUUUAAAAGAACGAACUACUAAAAAAUUUGUUCCAAAAGUCUCACCCACUGACUAUCAUCGUUUUAUUUAUAAAUGUCACACAUGUUUGUUGGGUUUCAAACGACGAGGAAUGUUGGUAAACCACUUGGCAAGACGACAUCCAGAUAUCAGACCAGAGUCCGUUCCUGAACUAAACCUCCCAAUUCUGAAGACAACUAGAGAUUAUUAUUGUCAAUACUGUGAAAAGAUAUACAAGUCUAGCUCCAAGAGAAAAGCUCACAUUUUGAAAAACCAUCCUGGAGCUGAAUUACCCAUGAGUAAUAGGCAAAAGGGAGGCAUUCCUGAAAUUCCUGGAUUGCCAAACCCUACUUUUUCUCAAACAGUGGGCAGUAUCACCACUCACCCUCAUCAUUGUAAUUGGUGUCAUAAACAGUAUGCCAGCAAAGCUAAGCUCCUACAACAUCAAAGAAAAAAACACCUUGAAAUGUUAGCCCUCUCUUAUGCUACUUCAAAAAACCAACAUAAUGUACCAGCACUAUCACCUGAGAGAGAAUGUCCCCUCACAGGGCAUAUUGUGAUAACACAGAGCAUCCCAAACUCCAUGGCAACUAGUUUGACAGCAGAUGGAGCCAUUAUAAUUGAUGCAACUAAACGCAAACCACAAUUUGGAGAUCGAGAGGGUUCACCGACUGCUGAUACUUUACCUUCUGCGGAUCUGUUGACACAAGCGAUGUCUGAACUCACUCAGUCACUGAAUGAAUACAGGCCUGCAGGAUCAGAAUAUCUCACAGCUCGCAUCUCUCAGUCAAGCCCUACAACCUUGAUCAUCCCCUCCAAUGUUCAGUGUUCACAACCUGCCACACUUAUCAGCUCUACAGCAGUCGUAGCAACACACACAUAUACUGAUACAUCAGUAAUAACACCAAUUACAGCAGAAACUACCUCUUCAGCAGAUGAACCACAAACAAUCACAACAGCAGUGUUAGAUCAUGUCCAGCUGGCACAGCUUCUUGCCCAAUAUCAACAACAACCAUUCAGUAUCCUGGCCACAUUGCUUCGUAAUCCUUCAACUCAGACUGUCACAUCAACAACUGCUGUCACCACGGAUACAGUCACCACCACAACUUGUAAUAUCAACAAUCCUCGCACCUGGCCAGCAACCACAGCAACAUUCACAGAAUAUCCAGCUCGCUGAAAACAAGUUUAAAAAUAAUAGGUUUAUAGAUUAUCGUUUACAUAAUUGAAGCAUUCAGAGACUGCUUCAAUCCCCAGAGUGCUUGUUGAAUAGAUGAGUACAAUUUUGUAUGGACUGUUUUUCUGUAAACAUUGAUCUUAAUACAAAGAAAGAAUAUGUCACUUUCUCAUCAUGAAGUGUCAGAUCUGGUCACAUGGUUUCUCCACUAUUAAAUUUUAUAAGAUAAAAGCUUGUCUUAGCAUAUCUAAAAUGAAACUAAGCUGUUAUAGUACUGGAUUGCAUUUAGAGAGCCAGUCAGAUCUGAUACCUGUGAUACAAGAAAGAAAGCUUUCCAAGAAGGCAUUAUGUAAGAUAUCUUUUUGUUCUUGUCAGAAUAAUUUAAAGGAAAAGUCCCUUUAUUAUAAAAUUGUUUUUGAUCUUGUUCUAUAAGCUGGAACAAUGCAGAUGUUUUUAGUGUUUUAAAUUUUGAAAGUUAUAUAUGUAAUAGUGCAAGAAUCUAAAUUUAGGAUGUUUUCUUCAUUUAAACAAAUAAUUUUUGUCUUGGUUCCUUUUGCCCCAGAAAUUUGGACGUAGGUGAUAUUUUUAAUAUUGCCUGGAAAGGAUGUUGUGCAUUACUGUAAUAUAGUUUGGUAGCUUUUUUGAUUAAAAUAUAUGUAAUUAAAUCUACAGUACUUUAUAAAUUUCAAGACUUAUAUUACAGAAACAGUUCUUUUUGACUGCAUUAACAUUUUAUUGAAGAUGCUUUGUAUUUCAGAUAUUGACCAUUCCAUGCAUUGGCCUAAAAAUUUGUCUUAUAAUAUAUAUAUAUAUUCUAAUGGAACAUUUUGUUGCCAGUUGUGUAGAACAAAAUGUACAUAUGUAUCAUUCCAUUAAUCCUAUUUUGAGUUUUUUUUCUGUAUAUAUGUAACCAGUUUGCAGACCCGUUAAUAUAUCCUCUUAAAUAUUUUUAGAAAGCUUAUUACAGCUAAGGAGGUGUUUGUGUAUAUAUCAGUGAACAUCAAAGAUGUCAUUAUUAAAAGUAAAAGAUAAACAUGGCAGUAAAAGUUGUUCUCCAAACUAGUUUGAAUUUGAAAAUUAAUGUAUCUAUGUGCAAGUAUAGUCCCUAAAUACAUCUUAUCACAAUUUUUUUUCUAACAAUAUAUUUUCCAAGCAGAAAUUGAAUGAGACACAGCAUUGAAAAUAUUUUUAUGUACCAUGUUGUUUCCUAAGUACAUAGACAGUAAGUUGCAUUGGUUACAUGUAUUUAUUACUUGCUAAGCAAGAACUAUAAAAUUUUAUGUAUGUAAACUGUUGGACUGGGACAGGCACCACUGCUUCUGUAGGUUAGUUUUACACUUAUUUUAUUCACAGCAAACACGUAUGUUGAGAACUGAUUAUAACAUGGCUCAUAUUUUGAUGGGUAUACAGGAUAAUGUUUUUAUUUAUAUGCAUACUUAACAAUAAACCAAUAUAGUACAUGUGCAGUAACUCUUGAGGAAUCUGAAAUAUGUGUGAACAAGUUUAAUGAACAUUAUAAUUUACAUGUUGCAAUAAACUGACAAAAAUUUCAUGAUUUAUUAAAUUUAUUGUUCUAAGAUCAAAUUUAUAACUACACAGUACUAAUACUUGGUAAGAAGUAUGAAACACUAUGCAUUACUGAUACAAGUGAGAGGAACCCUCUAAUUAAUUGUUGUUGUUUUUUCACAAGAUUCAAAUACUUCUUAAUAAAAAUAAUAAUGUUAAAAACCUGUGGAUAUAACAGAGAGAGUGAAUGUAUAAUAGACUGCAAAGAAAGCUUACCAAAGUUAAACAAUGAAAACAGUGAGGCUCUCUGUGUGUUGUAAAAGUCUACCACCGCAUAACAAAAAAGAAUUAUU
Molecule: messenger RNA, 6726 nt
Organism: Limulus polyphemus (Atlantic horseshoe crab)
Lineage: Eukaryota; Metazoa; Arthropoda; Merostomata; Xiphosura; Limulidae
Product: PR domain zinc finger protein 10-like
Exons: 23
Coding region: 119-4870 (1583 amino acids)
Cellular component (GO): nucleus
Molecular function (GO): DNA binding; protein binding
Source: RefSeq, a predicted model, not a curated record